AUGAAUUUUUGGAUAAUAUAUAUGUAAAGUUUCUUUAUGAAUAAGGUUAAGAUUAAGGGAUUUUGUUAAAUAAACAGAGAAUCCGAUUUAGAUCCUGGUCAUCUUAAAAAAUUUGAAUUCGUAGGACAGAUUUUUCCUACUGCCAUACAUAACAAACUAAAAGUAUUCGUUUAAAUAAAAUGUAGUGUAAAAAUUCCUUUAUUUUUCCAUUUAAUAUCAUGAUGAAGCUAUUUAUACAACAGUCGAUUACAUCGAUCGUGAUAAUUUGAGUUAAAAUUGGGGUUUUUAUUACGCAUACACAAUUUCAAAUUAAGGGGUACUUAAAAAUAUAGAUCUUAUACCAGAGGAAUAGGAAUAAAAGUUAGUCAAAACAAUAAAAAUGAUUCCUUAAAAAAGUAUUGUCGUGAGAUAAUAGCAAAAAAUAUUGAAAAUUAAAUGA
Paramecium octaurelia is the source of this 439-nucleotide messenger RNA. The record is from the annotation of a GenBank genome assembly. Lineage: Eukaryota; Ciliophora; Oligohymenophorea; Peniculida; Parameciidae.